Thelazia callipaeda (thelaziosis nematode) is the source of this 276-nucleotide messenger RNA. The record is from the annotation of a GenBank genome assembly. NCBI's taxonomy places the organism in Eukaryota, Metazoa, Nematoda, Chromadorea, Rhabditida, Thelaziidae.
AUGCCAGCUAUGCGGCUGGAUAAGCUCGAUCUUGAAAAUUCUAUUUCAAUUUUAUCAAACAUUAAGGAGAAACUGGCAGCUUUGAAAAAAGAUACCUUUGUACUACCGGAAGGAGAGUAUAAAAAAUAUGAUAACAGUCUGUUCGAUGGUAUGCAAUUCCCACUCACAGUGAAUUUGCUUAUAGCUGGGAAUAAACCAGUCAAAGAUCAAAAUUCUCCGAGAAGUAAAAGUGCCCGAACAAAGGACAAAGUUGAUGAGCAAAGAGCUGACAAAUAA